This is a messenger RNA of Trifolium pratense (red clover), 751 nucleotides long. RefSeq lists its product as uncharacterized. The transcript has 5 exons. Gene Ontology annotation, cellular component: nucleus. Gene Ontology annotation, biological process: protein desumoylation. Gene Ontology annotation, molecular function: deSUMOylase activity. The coding region runs from base 48 to 548 and encodes 166 amino acids. NCBI's taxonomy places the organism in Eukaryota, Viridiplantae, Streptophyta, Magnoliopsida, Fabales, Fabaceae. The record is from RefSeq and is a predicted model, not a curated record.
AUUCUCUUUAGCAAUUCGUGUUAACAACGGAUUCUCCAAAAGAAAGCAUGAUGAAGGGAUAUCGAAAAAGGUUUAUGGGGAAUGCUGAUUUUAUUUCAAAGAUAUUUGUACCAAUACAUGAUAAGGAAAAUUUUCAUUGGUUCCUUCUCGUAAUUGAUGUUGAUACAAAAGAAUUAGUCUAUCUAGACUCAUAUCAAAGUCCGACAACCGUUGACAAGCGCAAGUCAGCUAUAAAAAAAUUGAGUCGGUUUAUGGAAGAAUGGUUGAUGGAUCCCUCUUUCUAUGAUCUCCAAACUACUCGUGGACCAAAAAUAUCCGAGUUUAAAAUUGCCGCUCCAAGCGGCUAUGGAAGUCAAGGACAAGACUCGAAUGAUUGUGCGAUUUGGGUGAUUAAAUGGAUGACGCAAAAGGGAACUGAUGGAUACAAGAUUAAAGUGGAUGAAGGCUCAAGACUACAAACUGCACUGCAAUUGAUAAUGCAUCCUUACAAUAAAGAAAGGAAAUUGAUCUUGAACAAUUCGUUGAAGUGCAAACAUAAAGCAAAGUAGUUUCAUUUUCUAGAGAUAUCUUAUUUUAGAACUCAGACUUUCUUUCAAGUUUUUUGUACUUGUUAUAUAAUUUUCUGAGACUACCGAUUAUUUUCGCUUUAUUUGGUUGUGCUUCUAUUUAGUUUUAUCUUCAAUUUGCAUAUGAUGUACCAGAUAUUAUGUUCAAAAUUUUAAGAGGUAUCAUGGUUUUGCUUUUGAUUCAA